Molecule: messenger RNA, 1589 nt
Organism: Lethenteron reissneri (Far Eastern brook lamprey)
Lineage: Eukaryota; Metazoa; Chordata; Hyperoartia; Petromyzontiformes; Petromyzontidae
Gene: ACYP2
Product: acylphosphatase 2
Molecular function (GO): acylphosphatase activity
Source: RefSeq, a predicted model, not a curated record
UGGAGAGAGAGAGGGGAGCGUGGAGACGCAGGGAGAGGAGAGGCAAAGCGAUGAGACGGAGUGGAGAGGGAGAGAGAGAGAGAGGGCGCUGCUGGCGCGGGGUGCGUCAACCGUGGCUGGAGACAGAGCGAGAGGGAGAAAACGAGGAGUGCCGCCACUCAUCAUCAUCACCAUCAUCACCCUCCUCUUGUGCCCCUCGUCAUCUCCCACAUCAUCAUCAGCUGCUGCUGCUGCUUCGUCGUCGUCGUUAGCUCCCCGCUCCUCCCAUCGCACGUCCCCACCCACCAGCGCGGAUAUGAGCAAGCGAUUGGUGUCCGUGGAUUAUGAAGUAUUCGGACGGGUUCAAGGCGUGUGCUUCAGAUCGUACACGGAGGAGCAGGCGAGGAAGCUUGGCCUGGUGGGGUGGGUGAAGAACACCCCGGCCGGCACCGUGGUGGGACAGGUGCAGGGCCCCGACGACAAGCUGCAGGCCAUGAAGCGCUGGCUCAGCAACGUGGGCAGCCCCAGCUGUCACAUCAAGCGCGCCGACUUCAGCAACGAGAGGGAACUCACAGCGCAGGACUUCAAGACCUUCACCACGCGCUACUAGACGUCAGCCAGCGAGGAGGGGGGCGUUUGGCGAGGCCGAUGGAAGAGACGUCUGCAAAGGGGAAGCUGGAGGUCAUAAAGAUGGCCAGUUCGGCAAGGCAUGAAAGGCCACACGUGGUGUAAACUAAAUCGAGGUGCGCAGGGGUGUUGGUGCAGACAUUUUUCGCGGAAAAUAAUGACUUAUCGAAAUUCUCACGCGGGAAAUUCAGUUCAGCCACCCAAGUAGCGAAAUUAUUAGGAACGCGGGGUAUGGAGAGGAUUUAAAAACUUGCACCGUUUCAACUGUCCAGUCAAGAUGUGGAACGGCAAACGUUUGAUUGCAAGUUCAAUGUGCCAAUCAUUACCACCACAGCGGUAUUGUCUUUAAGAUUGUCCCCGGUAGAAAUAAGACAUCGCACUCACUCUCUUACGUACGUUGUGUUACAAUCCAUCAACAGGGGUCGUAGUGCUACAAUGCCCAUGUACCAGUGGUCCUCCAGCCAGGCGGUUGCCUUCGUAAGCAGCCGUUUGGAGCACUCCUUCUGAUAUUAGGAAGCCACUGGAGCUAUGCACUUUAAAACAUAGAUUGAAAACACACUUCUUUUCAACUUGUGUAUCGUUUGUCCUUCCCACCGCACCUCCGAUUAGCACGGUUGGGUAUGCGCGGUGCGUCCCCCUAUGCAACGGUUGGAUGUGCGGCAGAAUAGCAAAUGGUUUUGCUUUCUUUCAGUCUCAAUUUAAAAACGGCAUUGCCCAUGUGAUGGAAGUGUAUGCAUGCUUACGUUUGGUAAAAACAAAUGUGAAGAGAUCGAAUUCCAAUUUUAACCCCAGGUCUACCUUGUAUAAUAAAGAGACAGCGUCGUCUCAAAAGGGCUCUCGCCUGGUUAAAUGGUUCGAGUGAAUGAUAAUUAUUAAGUGCAACUGCAUUCGAUGCAGGCAGCUGAGAUGCUUAAUUAUUUAUCUCUUUGCGACAGAAACGAUGCCAAGCUUGCUUGUUAAUAAAAGUGGCUUACACAACCGUG